AUGACGUCCAUACCAUCAUCCUUGGACGCAGGCGCAGGGCUUCCAGGGUUCUUGAUCGGCAUCAUCCUAAUGAGUAUUGGCCUGGGGGCCGAUCAGUACACCAGUUGGGAGGAAAAGAUCUUGGUCAAGCCCAACGGCAAGCGUGUCAUAAUUGAUCGGGACCUUAGUAUGGAUAAAAUAUAUCACGCAUACUAUUGGGCUGUAAAUACUGGGGCGUUGUCUGCACUUGCCACAACUUACAUUGAGAAAGAUGUCGGAUUCUGGGCGGCAUAUCUGCUUGCUUAUUGCGCCCUUUGCUUAUCGUUGCUCGCACUAGUCCUCUGUCGAAAUAAGAUUGCGACCCCCGGUGGGAAUAUCUUGCCCACAGCUUUUCGAAUCAUGUUGUGUGCAGCGAAGAACGGCUUCAACAUGGACACUGCACGGCGGCAAGGUCAAACGCAUGCAGUCGACUGGGACGACAAGUUUGUGAUGGACCUGCAGCGCGGCCUCAUAGCAUGUCGUAUCUUUGCAUUCUACCCUAUCCUGUGGGUCUGUCAUCUACAGAUAAAUAAUAACCUCAUCUCCCAAGCGGCUCAAAUGGAAACUCACGGUCUCCCGAACGACUUUUUUCCAACAUUGAAUCCAAUCGCCGUGCUCGUCCUACUACCGCUAGUCACCAACGUGCUCUAUCCCACUUUGCGCAAGCUGCAUAUUAAGUUUCCGCCAGUCAACCGUAUGGCAGUUGGCUUCCUUAUAGAAGCUAUCGCAAUCGCCUAUUGCGCCGGUAUCCAGCAGGUCAUUUAUACAAGAGGGCCAUGUUUUGAACACGCGUUAGAGUGUCCUGCGUCAGACGGGGGCAGAAUUCCGAACCGAGUCAGUGUUUGGCUUCAAAUACCGGUCUACGUCCUAGACGGUUUAGCAGAAGUAUUCUUCGACGUUGUGAGCCAAGAAUAUGCGUACAACAAAGCCCCGGACAAUGUCAGAAGCCCUGCUCCUUUUCGAUCCAAAACAUUUGCUGACACUUAUUGCUCUCGUUAA
Molecule: messenger RNA, 1017 nt
Organism: Penicillium concentricum
Lineage: Eukaryota; Fungi; Ascomycota; Eurotiomycetes; Eurotiales; Aspergillaceae
Exons: 4
Coding region: 1-1017 (338 amino acids)
Biological process (GO): transmembrane transport
Cellular component (GO): fungal-type vacuole; plasma membrane
Molecular function (GO): dipeptide transmembrane transporter activity; tripeptide transmembrane transporter activity
Source: RefSeq, a predicted model, not a curated record